CGGACGGACGGAUGUUUGAGCGAAGCGUGAAGUAUUUGUGAUUGAACAAGUGUGGAUUAUGCCGCUGGCUGGGUCUGGACAAGAUCCCGUUGACCCAUGGAAGCGACUGGAUCCUGGGGCCUUGCAGGUCAAAGAAGAAAUCGAGUAAGAGACAGAGUGCGAACAAAAAUGGAAAGAAAUAUUUUAGUUGAUGUGCGGCAUCCAUUCAUUGUUAGGCUCCACUAUGCCUUCCAAACAGAAGGAAAACUGUAUCUUAUUUUGGACUUUUUGAGAGGGGGAGACUUGUUCACAAGAUUGUCAAAAGAGGUCAUGUUUACGGAAGAGGAUGUAAAGUUUUAUUUGGCUGAGCUGGCGCUGGCGCUGGACCAUAUUCAUAGUCUAGGAAUCAUAUAUCGUGAUCUUAAACCAGAAAACAUUCUCCUUGACUCGGAUGGUCACAUAUCCCUGACAGAUUUUGGACUCAGCAAGCAGCCGUUGGAUGAUCAGAAAGCAUACUCCUUCUGCGGGACAGUGGAGUAUAUGGCACCUGAAGUUGUAAACCGCAAAGGACAUUCUUUCGCUGCUGACUGGUGGUCUUUUGGUGUUGUUAUGUUUGAAAUGCUUACCGGAUCACUACCUUUUCAAGGCCCUAAUCGUAAAGAAACAAUGACACAAAUUCUUAAAGCCAAACUAGGAAUGCCUCAGUUUUUAACUGAAGAGGCCCAGUCAUUACUUCGGGUUCUAUUCAAGAGAAACCCAGCAAACAGACUUGGUGCAGGACCUGAUGGUAUACGUGAGAUGAAGUCUCAUUCAUUUUUUGCCACUAUUGAUUGGGAUAAACUGGCUAGAAAAGAAAUACAACCACCCUUUAAGCCUGCAGUUUGUAGAGCAGAAGAUGCUCGAUAUUUUGAUAGUGAAUUCACAUGUAAAACCCCUAAAGACUCACCAGGUCUACCUGCUAGUGCUGCAGCUCAUGAACUCUUUAGAGGAUUUAGUUUUGUGGCACCAUGCUUAUUAGAUGAACAAGGGAUUCCUACAGAAAGAACUAUAGAGUCAAUAUCUAAGCAAUUAAUGUAUGUAAAAAGAAAUUCUGUGUCAGAUGAUUAUGAGCUCAGAGAAGAAAUUGGUCGAGGGAGCUUUUCAAUAUGUCGGUUAUGUGUGCAUAGGGUGUCUCGACAAGAGUAUGCUGUUAAGGUAAUAGAUAAGUCAAAACGAGACUGCCAAGAGGAGAUUGAAAUUUUGUUGCGAUAUGGACAACACCCUAAUAUCAUCACAUUGAGAGAUGUGUAUGAAGAUGAACGUUCUGUCUAUUUAGUGAUGGAAUUAAUGCGAGGGGGUGAACUUGUAGAACGUAUAAUGGGACUGAAAAUUUUCUCUGAAAGAGAAGCAGCAGCUGUCUUAAACACACUUGUUAGUGCAAUUCAGUAUCUUCAUCAAAAUGGAGUUGUUCACAGAGACCUGAAGCCGUCAAACAUCUUGUACGAAUCGGAGAGCAUGACCCCCGAAUCGUUGAGGAUCAUCGACUUUGGCUUCGCCAAGCAGCUCCGGGCCGAAAAUGGCCUGCUCAUGACACCCUGCUACACGGCCAACUUCGUGGCACCCGAAGUGCUCAAGCGCCAGGGCUACGACGAGGCCUGCGACAUUUGGUCGCUGGGCGUCAUCCUCUUCAUCCUCCUGGCUGGGCACGCCCCGUUCGCGAGCGCCCCCAGCGACCCCCCGAGCGCCAUUCUGCGCCGGGUGAGCGAGGACCUGGACAUGGAUAGCGGCAACUGGCUCUCCGUGUCGGAGCCGGCCAAGGACCUGGUGCGAGUGAUGUUGCACGUGGACCCCAACCGCAGGCCCACCGCCGAGCAGGUCUUGAACCACCCGUGGCUGCAGCAGCGGCACCUGCUCCCACACGUGCGCCUCAGCAUGCAGGAGGCCGCUGACAUCAAGGGCGCUGUUGCCGCGACGUACAAAGCGAUGAGCCAGUCUCCCCGCGCCCCCAACCUCGGCCCUGUGGUCAUGUCCGACUUGGCGAGGCGGAGGCGAAAGUCUCGCCCCACGUCGGCUACAGACGUCUGAUGAGGCUCGCCGUAAAGAUGGACUUUAUCUCUUUUUUUCGAAUUUAUUUUUCCUUAUAAUUGUUUAUUCUUACGAACAAGUUUUCUAAUGUGAUAUGAGAGGAGUGUCUGUGGACAGGCCUCUUUGACAAUAUUGUUCCUCCGUAUGUGCCCCUUUCCCCCUCCUAUCUUUAUGAUUUUCACCUGCACCUAUUAUAUUUUCACCGUAGUUCGCCAUCAUCUGGUUUUAAACGUUUGCCCUUUUCCUCUUGUAUUUUAAUAUCGUCGCAAUCGAUCGUUCUGUAAAGUGGCUAAGGUAAGACGGCGGUGAAAAAAUCAAUUGUUAGCGGCUUUCGAGUUCUUCUUGUGUCAAUUUCAAUCUUAUAGCUUUAAAACUAGAUUGUAAAAACUUUCAGUAAUUCGGCAAAUAAGCUUUAAAUAAAAUACAUAUAUUAUUUUGUACACCUGUAUUUUACAAUCCUUACACUUUUAUUGUACGGCGAGUUCUUCAUUACUUCCUGCUUGUGUAAAUUUCUCUGCUUGUAGGGGUUGUUCUUCCUCAACCUGCACUGUGUUAUGUGGCGUGAGAUCAAUGUUAUUUAUUAACUAUCUUUGAAAAACCGUUAAUAAACUAUUGAAAGUCAAGUAUUUCUGAUGUAUUUUUAUUGUAGUCUUGUACAGGUUUGUUGCUUGAAACAUUCCCUUACAUUCCUUAAUCGUGUUUAUUUGUAGCACAACUUUAUCUUGAACUAAACUUCUAGCAUUUGUACCUGAGGACAAAAUAUUGAUGGCAGGAAACAGCUGCUGAAAGAGUUUUGUAUGUUUUAUGGUAAUUUCUGUGAUUAUUUAUUGAUUAGCACACUGAGUGAAAACGUCUGUUAAUAUUGUGAAUUCCCUCUAAGCAUAGACUAUAAGUUCCUCGAUUACAAUUUGAUGUUAAUAUACCUAUGAGUGUUUUAGACGAUUACAAACAGUCACUAUUAUAAAUUAUAACCUUGUUUCAUAAUUGUGAUAUGUUUGGUGUGUGCAAGUGUUUUACAUUUAAAGACCACCUUUAUGUGUGGUAAACAAUUAUGUAUUAUGGAAAUUGUGUUAAUUUCCCAAAAUUUGACUGCAACAACAUUGAAGACUACUUAAUUUAUGCGUUUGGCUUCUGGUUUUUAAUGUCAUUUCUUCCUAAGAAAGUCUUCUAUCCGGUAGAUUGAUUGAUUUUCUUACUUCAUGUUACACUUUUAGUUUUAAUGAACUGUCUGCUUACACUUAUGUAGGUAGUUGUACCUAUAUAUGCCUACAAUCACGAUGUAGAGUCUCUACACCGUGCCUACAAGUCAACAUGUGAUUGCGUGAGAGAGCAUAAGCAAGAACAUGAACACGACUAACUGUUGUAAUCUUCUCUUAAUUUUUUUGUUCCUUUGCCCCCGUUAUGAGUCAAUUUGUUAUGAGUUAUUUAAUAAAAUAUAACACCUCA
This is a messenger RNA of Frankliniella occidentalis (western flower thrips), 3489 nucleotides long. It is a transcript of the gene S6kII, whose product is annotated as ribosomal protein S6 kinase 2 beta. Gene Ontology annotation, molecular function: ATP binding; ribosomal protein S6 kinase activity; magnesium ion binding. Gene Ontology annotation, biological process: protein phosphorylation; intracellular signal transduction. The record is from RefSeq and is a predicted model, not a curated record. NCBI's taxonomy places the organism in Eukaryota, Metazoa, Arthropoda, Insecta, Thysanoptera, Thripidae.